Messenger RNA from Chrysemys picta bellii (western painted turtle), 1084 nucleotides. The record is from RefSeq and is a predicted model, not a curated record. NCBI's taxonomy places the organism in Eukaryota, Metazoa, Chordata, Testudines, Emydidae.
UGCAUUUUCUAGCUGUGACCUGGAUUCAGUAUAAUUUAUUAGUCUGUUUCUUUGAAACAGGAUGGCUCAUGCUGUCCCUCUCCCCAUACCUUGUCCAGUCCAGCUUGGUACUAUAAAAAAUGAUUCAUUGGAAGCUCAACUGCACGAAUAUGUUAAACAAGGAAACUAUGUUAAAGUGAAAAAAAUCCUGAAAAAAGGUAUUUGUGUUGACACAAUUAACUCUUUGGGCCAGACUGCUCUGUUUACUGCUGCAUUGCUAGGUCUUGGUAAACUAGUAAGUGUGCUCUUGGAUUAUGGAUCAGACCCAAAUCACCGCUGUUAUGAUGGGAGCACCCCAGUACAUGCUGCAGCAUUCUCAGGAAAUCAGUGGAUUCUCAGUAAAUUGUUGGAUGCAGGAGGUGAUCUGCGAGUACAUGAUAAAAAUGGAAGAAAUCCACAGUGCUGGGCUAUGUCAGCUGGAAAGGAUAGUAGUGCUCAGAUGUUAGAAUUUAUACGGCGUUGUGCAUCACACAUGCAGGCUGCAAUUCAGAAUUUCCCCUCUGAUUUACUUAGGAAGGUUGGUUCAUCAAAAGUACUGGUCUGCAACCCAUCUAGAUUUAGUGGCAUUACUCAAGGAAAUGCCAACAGUCCUCUGACUAGACUUCUAAAAGGUGGAGCAAAUUCAUCAAGAAACAUCUACAGUUUUGGCUUUGGGAAGUUUUAUCUAACAGGGCGUAGGCAGCUAGGGUACCUGGCAUCUCUCCCUAUCAUUUGGGAUAAAGAAGUAGUUCAGGCAGAUGAUGAGCCAACAUUCUCUUUCCACACUGGACCGUACAUGAUCAUGACAAAUUUAAUGUGGGGCAGCAGCAGAGUCACAGUGAAGGAGCUCAGCCUUAAACCACAUCAGAACUGUAGUAAGCUACGUUUAGCUGAUCUUCUAAUAGCAGAACAGGAAUAUAGCAGUAAACUUCGUCAUCCUCAUUUGCUGCAAUUGAUGGCAGUUUGUCUGUCCAAUGAUCUGGAAAAAACCCGUUUGGUGUAUGAGAGAGUUAACUUUGGUUCACUAUAUAGCAUCCUUCAUGAAAGGGUUUAUGUCAAGAAGUGA